Messenger RNA from Microcebus murinus (gray mouse lemur), 4893 nucleotides. NCBI's taxonomy places the organism in Eukaryota, Metazoa, Chordata, Mammalia, Primates, Cheirogaleidae. The record is from RefSeq and is a predicted model, not a curated record.
UCCUAUCCUCAACUGAGCUGUCUGCAGACUCUACGUAUUCCGGCCCGUUUGGGGCCUCUUCGUGUCUCAAUCGCAGGACCUGCACAUUAAUCUUCGUCCUUUCUGUCUGUGGAGACACCGCCAGUAUCCACCCACACCUUAACCCUCCCACUGUCGCCUUGCGCUCUCUCUCCCGGCGCCCCUGGAAUCCCACCCUGAGCUCUCGUCUCAGGACUCAGUCCUCGCAACCCCAUGCCAAGCCCGCAGCCCCACGCUGGACCUCACAGCCUCACCCUGAUCGCUCUGCUCCACCCUGAUCCUGCAGCCUCACCUCCCUGAAGCCUGGGCUUCCUUAUGCUCCUCCACACCUUGUGUGCCUCAGUCUUACUCUCAUUUUCUUGUUUUUCACACCAGUGGAGGAAGAGGUCCCCAUUCCUUCUUCCCGAUCCACGGAACAGCCGUGGACUUGAAGUCAGCAGACCUGUAAUCUAGUCCAGCUCAGCCUCUCACUCUGUGACCUUGGGCAAAUCCUGUAACUCUAGGACUCUCUUCGUCUCUAAAAUGGAGACGACAGUUGCUCCAUCAGUCUUAGGGUGAAGCUGUGUGCAGAGCCAAUUAGCUAGUAUGUGUGAAGGUGAUUUGUAAACUGUAAAGCCUCCACAAGCGACAGAGAUUAUUUUUUAUUACAAUUAUUAAUGCUCUGGAACGCCCUUAUAGGGGCUCUUUUCCAGCUCUACUACCUUGUUGCUCAAACUCAUCCCUUGAGUGCUUCAUUCUCGAAAAGCAGGGUGACAUUUCCUCACUUCCUCCGGAGAACAAAGAUCAGACCAGUGAGCUCUUAGUCUCCAGAGAGCUUUGUCUGAAAGGAGGCACCGGAGAAGUGCUUAUCUUGGACUCUGUCCUGAAAUAUCCAGUGAUGAGAGGCCCAUACAGCUGGCAGAGGAGCAGUCCUCGGCUCAUUAGAAACAGAACCCCAGCAGGAGAGGACAGCUGCAUUUUAAGCCCCAGCCAUUCCCUCUGGACUCUUCUCGGCCUGUUUAGUAGACUCUGGCUUUGGUGUGGAAGGAAAGAAUCCGUUUUGCCAAAGGGUUUAAUCCAGGAAAAAUGAAAGAGACCUUGGCUGGGUAUGAUGAAAGAAAGAUUUAGCAUUGCUAAUUAGUUCCUAACAUUUAUGAUCCCUUAAAAUGUGCCAGACCCUAGGCAAUAUCACUUUUCUUAUUUAAAUUUCACUUAGGAAGUGUCCCCAUUUUACAUAAAGAACUUAAAGAGGUCAUGUAGUUAGUUAAAAUAAUUAUAGCUACCUUCUACCAAAACCGGUGCCUUCUGUGCAGCAGGUACUUUGCAUACAUUAUUUAAUCUGCAUCAACAGCCUCCUGAGUAGUUUUUUCUGUCAUGUGGGAUAAAUUAUCAGAGGUUUACAGUUUAACCUAAAGGAUUAAGGUAGGGGGAUCACUAAAGCCUUUCUUUUCCGACUAUACCGUGUAGCUUUAUUUUUAGAUCAGAAAGACAGACUAAAUAAAAAUUGAGAUAGUUUAAAUCAAGGCCAAAUGAAGGAUCAUUUAUUGAGUCCCUGCUAUGUGGGGAAUGAAUAUGAAUGAAUGGUUUGGCCUACAAAGAAGUAUAAAACUGUCGUUACCACUGGAGUAUAUCUGAAGAGAUAAGGCAUAAAUAUGUAAGAAAUUAAAUAGUAUUCAUUGGAUAAAUUAAUUAUUGAGACCAACUUUAUACAGUUGCUGCAUUAAAUCUAGUGGCUGGGUGGAUCAUCCCAAGUGAAAUCAUAAUCACCAUUUAAAUGAUUUUUAAUGGCCAGAACACAAUAUACACUAAGUGUUUGUUACAUGCACACAUGUCUGAAUAAAAGUCCUUUUGUACCAUCUGGACCAGAGGUUCUCAAACCUUGCUGAUCAGAAAUACCUGGGAAGCUUUUAAAAACUAAUUAACCUGUGGGAAUAGAGGCCCUAGAAUAUACACUUUUGAAAAAUUUUCUGGGUCAUUAUAUUGAUAGGUUCAGGAACCUCUGACCUAGAUUCUAUAUGGACCACUGUUGCAGGCAAGUCACUGAUUGAAAACUUCUAGAAUGGGUACUAAUGCAAGAGUUGCCCUAAGACAGCCUGUGAUUGGUUACCAGCUGAGGGAUGUGGACAGUGCUCAGAGGCAGGAGAAGGAAAGGUUGGAGGGACUUGGGAAAGCCUCACAGAGGACUAGAGAUUUCCCUGGCCUUGAUGGAUGGAGAGACUUCUGGACAGGCACCACCAUGAAUUGUUUAGACAAAGUGAACAGAAGAAGACAUCAAGUUCAGCAGCACCCAAGUCAUUGGAUUCACCUGUGAUGAAAUGGGGGUCAGCCAGUCCGUGGGUUUUCCACCUGUCACAGGACCCCACCUCGUAGGCUGCGGGGAUGUGAUGGAGGGCCAGAGUCUCCAGAAACAUCCUAAUAGACAGAGAUGGUGGGCACUUUUUCCAGCCAGGAGGAAAGAGGGACUCUAGCUUCAAAGGUAGCUCGCAGAUCUUCUCACCUGGUUGAGGGCAGAUGCCUGAUCCUGAAAAGGGUUUUCGAUCUCAUCCUAACCAAGUAUGUAAGAGGAAGAGCAUGGGCCCACGUGCCAUUGGCCUUGAGCUCUCCAGACUGGGGGAGCUUCUUUCGACUCUUCUACCCCUGCCAAGAGGCAGAGGAGACCACGGAGCAGCCCCUGUGGAUUCCCCGCUAUGAAUACUGCUCCGGCCUGGCGGACUACCUGCAGUUUAAUAAGCGCUGGGGCGGGCUGUUGCUCAGCGUGGCUGUGGGAUCUUGUCGCCUGCCUGUUAGCUGGAAUGGCCCAUUUAAGACAAAAGACUCUGGAUACCCCUUGAUCAUCUUCUCCCAUGGCAUGGGAGCCUUCAGGACAUUGUAUUCAGCCUUCUGCAUGGAGCUGGCCUCCCAUGGCUUUGUGGUUGCUGUGCCGGAGCACAGGGACCAGUCAGCUGCAACCACCUAUUUCUGCAAGCAGGCCCCAGAGGAGAACCAGCCCACCGAGUCGCUGGAGGAGGAAUGGAUCCCUUACCGUCGAGUUGAAGAAGGGGAGAAAGAAUUCCACGUUCGGAAUCCCCAGGUGCAUCAGCGGGUAAGCGAGUGCAUUCGGGUGUUGAGAAUCCUACAAAAGGCCGCUGCUGGGCAGACCGUCCUCAACAUCUUGCCUGGUGGGUUGGAUCUGAUGACCUUGAAGGGCAGCAUCGACAUGAGCCGCGUGGCUGUGAUGGGACAUUCAUUUGGGGGGGCCACAGCUAUUCUGGCUUUGGCCAAGGAGACCCAAUUUCGGUGUGCUGUGGCUCUAGAUGCUUGGAUGUUUCCUCUGGAACGUGACUUUUACCCCAUUGCCCGAGGUCCUGUGUUCUUUAUCAAUGCUGAGAAGUUCCAGACAGUGGAGAGUGUCAAUUUGAUGAAGAAGAUAUGUGCCCAGCAUGAACAGUCCAGGAUCAUAACUGUCCUUGGUUCUGUUCAUCGGAGUCAAACUGACUUUGCUUUUGUGACUGGCAACUUGAUCGGUAAAUUCUUCUCCACUCAGACCCGUGGGAGCCUGGACCCCUACGAAGGGCAGGAGGUUGUGGUGCGGGCCAUGCUGGCCUUCCUGCAGAAGCACCUGGAAACACAUCAUAGCCCACUGCCCACCCCUCUUGACCAGAUAUCCCUUCCUGACCCAGUAAGAAUGGAGGAGGAUAGCAUCAUCUGCGUGAGACUGGUCCCUCAGCAGACCUACAAGAGAACUAUGAUCAAUGGAACAAUCUCAUUGAAGGCAUUGGACCAUCGCUCACCCCAGGGGCCCCACACCAUCUGUCCAGCCUGUAGGCACAGCUGGCCAUUUGCCAAAGAUCACUUGAGCUGAGUUUCUAUCUGGGGGCUUCCCAGGGGCACCUCAAACCUGCUAUCAGGAAGUGGUCAACAUGACACUUUUUCACAGAUUAAGAGGAUAUAAUCACACUGCUGAUUAGAUAACUGGGUACUUUGAUCUUAGACUUGUUGAUCUUAAACUCACAUUGGAAUUGGGAUCACUUACUGAUUGGUGAACUGACUUUCUGGGGCUUGAGCCCCCAGGGUAUGGGGAACUAGCAGUGAGGUGGGACUGGGGAGACCCAGGCCAGAGCUGAGCCCUGUGAAGCCUGCAUGUUGAACGAGCUGACGCCCUCACUUCAGGCCAGUGUUGCCUCUUUAGUGGAAGAGAUGGAGCCAGAGGACGGAGUGAAAAUCCCAACCUUCAGGGACUCUAGCCCAGCGGGCACCGUCUUUUCCUACCACUCCAUCUUCUGCCUCCCUAGGGCCUCUUGGUGAAGUGUGAGCUCUGGGCAGCUCUCCAGGAUGUGGACCAUUAUCAGAUUUUCUAUUUAUUUUCAAGUCUUCCAAUCACAUGAAACAUAGUGCCACUUAGUGAGUACUAAAUCAUACUUGUGAGCCCAUGGAGGGCAGACAGCAUGGUUCGCAGCACAGAGAAGCUGGGAUACAAAGGGGUACCUCAGAAUCUCUGGAUAUCUUUGGGGCUUUGCUAGAAAUGUAUCUGGACAGGAAACAACACAAGUAGGUUAUGUUGGGGAACAUAGAAGAACAGUGUCAAACAGCCAUGUGUACAGGCCCUUGCCACAAGAGGGGGAUAGUUUGGUCAGUUAAAACCUAGGAGGCCACUCCUAGAGAGGUCUAGGAACACCUUGGUCUUGCCUCUUACUUCAGAUACUAGGAACCUCCAACUUGCUCAGAAUCAGGGUGUUUUAGUUGUUUUCUGACUCUGAGGCCCUCAUCCCAAAUUUAAGUCAGGAUACAGACUGGAUUUCCAUUCUGUUGCAUUUAUGAUAUGAAUGAUAUUAAUACUCACGUUUGCCUAAUGUUACGUUGGAAUAUUCUGUCUAUUAAAUCUGCAUUAGAACAAGAUGGGGAGCCAUCUGGAAGUGA